Messenger RNA from Durio zibethinus, 1007 nucleotides. The record is from RefSeq and is a predicted model, not a curated record. Lineage: Eukaryota; Viridiplantae; Streptophyta; Magnoliopsida; Malvales; Malvaceae.
CUUUGCCGAACCUUUCUUUUGCAGGUUUCUUUUGCUCUGUUUUGCUUGAGGCAACGUAAUUCAUAUCAAGCGAACUCCUCAGUUAAGUUGCUGAAGCCGUUGGCUAAAAUUGGUGGGCACGACUGUCAGUUGAGCUCUUUUGAUCAUUCUAUGCAUCAUGUCCAAGAAUGUGUGUCCCAUGUGGCUGAAAUUGUUGAAAGUUCAAGAAUGAAAGCUCGGUCAAUGGUUAAUUCUGCUAUGCAGGCCAUGUCAUCCUUAAGAAAAAGGGGGAAAAGCAUUGAGAGGAUUGAGGACGCAAUAGAUUUUGUAAAUAACCAGCUUUCGGUGGAUGAUUUUUGUCUGCCUGCUCUGAGGUCGUCUACCCCAUUAGACUCAGUCCACAGUACAGUAACUUCUCACGAUCUUCCGACUGCCUGUGUGUCAUAUCCGUUGGCAACUAGUCCCAUACCCGAUGUAAAGAUGCAAAAUUUUUCUGACCAAGAUGAUCUUAGAAUCCCUUCAGACAUUAUCGUGUAUUGUGUAGCCACCUUGCUCAUGAUACAGGUAAUCAUCGGAGUAGCUCCUAAGUUUUUGUCAGGAGUUCUCGGCACAACUCUUUUUUUUUUUCGUAUUUGGUAAUCUGAUUGCCUGUUAAUUGUAAAAUCUGAUUCUGAUUACUUUCACCCCCAAAAAAAUAUUGCAGAAAUGUACAGAAAGACAGUUUCCACCUGGAGAUGUUGCCCAGGUACUAGAUUCUGCUGUUUCAAGUUUGAAGCCAUAUUGUUCUCAGAAUCUUCAGAUUGACACAGAGAUACAGAAAUGUAUGGGAAUUGUUAGGAAUCAGAUAUUGGCGCUAUUACCCACAUAGACAGGUAUUCAUUCCUCGGUUGUUGUAAACAUUUGCAUUCCUUUUCUCUCAAACUCCUAUCCAUUUUACUUACUAAUUUUUUUUAACCUUUAAUAGGAAGAGAUACAUGUAUCAAUUACUAUCAAACUUCUUGUCAGCAUUGUGAAACCAAUUAAUUUCU